Molecule: messenger RNA, 8037 nt
Organism: Oncorhynchus gorbuscha (pink salmon)
Lineage: Eukaryota; Metazoa; Chordata; Actinopteri; Salmoniformes; Salmonidae
Product: calcium-activated potassium channel subunit alpha-1
Exons: 32
Coding region: 102-3446 (1114 amino acids)
Biological process (GO): transmembrane transport; potassium ion transport
Cellular component (GO): postsynaptic membrane
Molecular function (GO): large conductance calcium-activated potassium channel activity
Source: RefSeq, a predicted model, not a curated record
CCCAGAAGGUGAAUAACCCUGCUAACAGUCAGGCAGCAGAUGGGACACCUAAGGGUCCUGAUGAGAAGGACGAAGUGGUACCUGCCAGCGAGGUUGGGUGGAUGACCUCUGUGAAGGACUGGGCCGGGGUCAUGAUAUCAGCACAGACACUCACCGGCAGAGUCCUGGUCGUGCUCGUCUUUGCUCUCAGCAUUGGAGCACUUGGAAUAUACUUUAUAGACUCUUCUGAUCCCAUAGAAUCCUGUCAGAAUUUCUACAAAGAUUUCACGUUACAGAUCGACAUGUUCUUCAAUGUCUUCUUCCUCCUCUACUUUGGGCUGCGGUUCAUAGCUGCCAAUGAUAAGCUGUGGUUCUGGCUGGAGGUCAACUCAGUGGUGGACUUCUUCACUGUUCCUCCUGUCUUCGUAUCGGUCUACUUGAAUAGGAGCUGGCUGGGCUUAAGAUUCCUGAGAGCCUUGAGAUUGAUACAGUUCUCAGAAAUUUUACAGUUUUUGAAUAUCUUAAAAACAAGCAAUUCCAUCAAGCUGGUGAACCUGUGUUCCAUCUUCAUAAGCACAUGGCUAACAGCUGCCGGAUUCAUACAUUUGGUGGAAAACUCAGGGGAUCCUUGGGAAAACUUCCAAAAUUCCCAGUCACUUUCCUAUUGGGAAUGUGUCUACUUGCUCAUGGUCACUAUGUCAACAGUGGGCUACGGGGAUGUCUAUGCAAAAACCACCCUGGGACGCCUGUUCAUGGUCUUCUUCAUCCUUGGGGGUUUGGCCAUGUUUGCCAGCUACGUCCCUGAAAUCAUAGAGUUAAUAGGAAACCGCAAGAAAUAUGGUGGUUCCUAUAGUGCGGUUAAUGGGAGAAAGCACAUUGUGGUCUGUGGUCAUAUAACGCUCGAAAGUGUCUCCAACUUCCUCAAAGACUUCCUACACAAGGACAGGGAUGAUGUCAAUGUAGAAAUUGUUUUUCUCCAUAAUAUUUCCCCUAAUCUUGAGCUGGAAGCCUUGUUCAAACGCCACUUUACCCAAGUGGAGUUCUACCAGGGAUCUGUUCUCAACCCUCACGAUCUGGCCCGAGUGAAGAUUGAGUCAGCAGACGCCUGUCUGAUUCUGGCUAAUAAAUACUGUCCAGAUCCCGAUGCUGAAGAUGCCUCCAACAUCAUGAGGGUCAUCUCUAUCAAGAACUAUUCCCCCAAGAUACGAAUUAUCACUCAAAUGUUACAAUACCAUAACAAGGCUCACCUGCUCAACAUUCCUAGCUGGAACUGGAAGGAGGGGGAUGAUGCGAUCUGUCUAGCAGAGCUGAAGGCUGGCUUCAUAGCUCAGAGCUGUCUAGCCCAGGGCCUCUCCACCAUGCUUGCCAAUCUCUUCUCCAUGAGGUCUUUCAUCGAGAUUGAAGAGGAUACGUGGCAGAAGUACUAUUUAGAAGGGGUAGCUAAUGAGAUGUACACAGAGUAUCUGUCCAGUGCCUUUGUGGGGCUCUCCUUCCCAGCAGUCUGUGAGCUGUGCUACGUGAAGCUGAAGCUGUUGCUUAUCGCCAUCGAGAACAAGUCGGAGCUGGGAGAGAGCAGAAGCCGAAAGCGCAUCCUCAUCAACCCGGGGAACCACGUAAAGAUGCAGGAAGGAACUCUGGGGUUCUUCAUCGCCAGCGACGCCAAAGAAGUAAAGAGAGCAUUUUUCUACUGCAAAGCUUGUCACGACGACAUCACAGACCCCAAACGGAUCAAAAAGUGUGGCUGCAAACGACUGAUUUAUUUUGAAGAUGAGCACCCGUCAACUCUGUCGCCCAAGAAAAAGCAGCGGAACGGAGGUAUGCGAAACUCACCCAACAACUCGCCAAAAAUGAUGAGCAGGCAUGACCCUCUACUAAUCCCUGGGAACGAGCAGAUGGAGAACAUGGACAUGAAUGUGAAGCAGUACGACUCCACGGGAAUGUUCCACUGGUGCCCAUCUAAAGAGAUUGAGAAGGUCAUCCUGACCCGGAGUGAGGCAUCCAUGACGGUGUUGAGCGGCCAUGUAGUGGUCUGUAUAUUUGGAGAUGUCACGUCCGCUCUAGUGGGGCUGCGAAACUUGGUGAUGCCUUUGAGAGCCAGCAACUUCCAUUAUCACGAGCUGAAGCCCAUUGUGUUUGUGGGCUCGCUGGAGUACCUGAGGAGAGAAUGGGAAACUCUACACAACUUCCCCAAGGUCUCCAUACUACCUGUGAAGGGUAAAAUGACUGGUACGCCAUUAAGUCGUGCAGAUUUAAGGGCUGUCAACAUCAACCUCUGCGACAUGUGCGUGAUACUGUCGGCCAAUCAGAACAAUAUCGACGACGCCUCGCUGCAGGAUAAGGAAUGCAUUCUGGCGUCGCUCAACAUCAAGUCUAUGCAGUUUGACGACAGCAUCGGGCUCUUGCAGGCUAACUCCCAAGGUUUCACGCCUCCUGGAAUGGACCGGUCCUCUCCAGACAGCAGUCCAGUACAUGGUUUAGUACGCCAGGCCUCCGUCACCACCGGCGCCAACAUCCCCAUCAUCACUGAACUAGCUAAACCUGGCAAAAUACUGCCUUUGGUUUCAUUCAGUCAGGAAAAAAACUGUGGAAUCAACAUACAAAUGAUAACUGAGCUGGUGAAUGACUCCAACGUUCAGUUCCUGGACCAAGAUGACGAUGAUGACCCGGACACAGAGCUGUACCUGACGCAGCCCUUCGCCUGCGGAACCGCCUUCGCUGUCAGCGUGCUGGACUCUCUCAUGAGUGCAACAUACUUCAACGAUAAUAUCCUCACCCUGAUCCGGACGCUGGUGACUGGGGGAGCCACCCCGGAGCUAGAGGCUCUAUUGGCCGAAGAGAACGCCCUGCGAGGGGGCUACAGCACGCCACAGACACUGGCCAACCGAGACAGGUGUCGUGUAGCCCAGCUAGCCCUCUAUGACGGGCCCUUUGCCGACUUGGGGGAUGGCGGUUGCUAUGGAGAUUUGUUUUGUAAAGCGUUGAAGACGUACAACAUGUUGUGCUUCGGAAUAUACAGAUUGAGAGACGCUCACCUCGCCACGCCUAGCCAGUGUACCAAACGGUAUGUGAUCACCAACCCUCCGUAUGAGUUUGAGCUGGUCCCCACAGACCUGAUCUUCUGCCUGAUGCAGUUUGACCACAACGCGGGUCAGUCCCGGGCCAGCCUCUCCCACAGCUCUCACUCCUCCCAUUCCUCCAGCAAAAAGAGCUCGUCCGUCCACUCCAUCCCCACCACCAACCGGCAGAACCGCAGCAGCAAGGCCCGGGAGGCCGGCCACAAACAGAAUGCAACAAGGAUGAAUAGAAUGAGCCAAGAAAGGAAAUGGUUUACAGAUGAACCAGAAAAUGCCUACCCACGGAACAUUCAGAUCAAGCCCAUGAGCACUCACAUGGCCAACCAAAUCAACCAAUACAAAUCCACUAGCAGUCUGAUUCCACCAAUCAGAGAAGUUGAAGAUGAAUGCUGAAAACCAGGCCCACUUGAUGACUCGUGAGAAGUCUGGAUGCUCUUUCGAAAGGAGAGAAAGGGAGAUGACAAUCGGGGAUGAUGAUGUUGAUUCAUUGGUCCUCACUCAUUCUACAGAUCAAGGGUUUGACAUAAACACCACAACUUGAAGGGACCUCCUAUGUGUAUACCUUUAAUGUUACUUCCAUGCUCUACAAUGGACAAUGUUUUAUUUAUCAAUCUUCCAUAGAGAUGUACAUAAUGACAAUCAAAUAAGGAUUGUUCAUCACCCCUAGCACUUUUAAAAAUUAUUUUAAGAGUUGAAAAAGAGAAGAAAAAGUACUUCCUGUCAUUAUUUGCAAUAGUUCACAUCUUUGUGUGACCACACUCCAUGGCUACUGUAGCUGAGGUUACUACUGGUUGUUGGAGGAUCAGGGCCGCAGCAGUUUUCUCAUCACAAUAUCAUAACAUCUCCAAAAGCUCCAGAAAACUGGCUGGGGUUCACCGCUCACCACUCAUACUCCCUAUCUGCUUCUGUUCUAUUUGCACAAAAACUGACCACCUUCUUUUGCAACAUGACGACUUGAAACAUUGAUAUCGUCCCAAAACAACUACCAUCACAGAAAGUGUCAGCUUUUUGGUUUGUUGAUUCACUAAAUGAAAGAAAAGCUGCUUGUCAUUUGGAGAGAUGUACUGUGGUAAUGUGGAAAGAUCCAUUACGUCACUGCUUAGGGUAUGCUACUGUAUUUCAUCACACUGUUGAGUAAUCAAUUAAUGCAUUCCAGUCCUGUAGAAUGGGAUCAUAUUGAAAAUCAGGUGUCUUGAGACUCAGAGUACAGUAAGAGACAGUUCUCGGAUAAGCUGGCUGACAGAGUAUAUAGCUACGCUGUACUCACAUCUGUUCUGGUGAUAUCACUAUGAAUAUGGAUGAUAAUGAUGUCUAUGACAGCGUUUCAAGCUCCUAUCAUCGCAUGGUAUGUCCCUGAUCCCUUCUAUAACAAUAGAGCGCAGAUGAGCACCUUAAACUGAAAACAUAAAAGGGAUGAAAGAACAAUCUUGUCCUAUCCCUUAUGUGCAAACAUGAAAGGGGUGAAUGGACAACCUUGUCUCGUCCCUGGCGAAAACAUGAAUGGGGUGAAAAGACAGCCUUCUCUUGUUCCUUGUGCGGACAGACGAUGCAUAUGGUAUGUACAUGCAAUGUGUGUACUGUACAUGGCAGCGACGUGUCCCCUCAGUAAGAACAUUGGUGGUACAUCUGAGUUAAAUGCACAAAUUGGUAUCAUCAUCAUCUCUCCAUCAGUGUGUCUGUGAUGGUGGUUCAGCCUCUGGGGGAGCGUCAUGUGGGAUCAAGACUGCAAUCAUCCAAGAUAAAAUAGGAACUAGAUCUGUCUGGGCGUUGCGGAUCAACUAAUGAACUAAAUAAACAAGUUUCUAUACUUAGUCACAUCACCGGUAAUACACCAACUAUGAUUGAGCUGAACAUUUUUGUUAUAAACAUUAGCUGUGUGCCCUAAAACUUUAGGGAAAGCUUUUAAGUCCAAACCUUUGCCAUGAUAUCUUUGGCGAAAAUUGGGAUUUAAGAAUGAAAAAAUAAGCAUCUAAUUUGAAUGUUUUUUGUUUGUUGAGACAUUUGGAGAAGCAAUGCCACAUAUUGCGUAAAAUGGGCAUCAAUGGGUCCUCCUUUGACCAGAACCACUGCCUGGCACAGGGUUGGUAACAGAGGCAGUAAAGAGCUUGGAUGUUCUCCGUUGCCAAUCCUGAUGCCAUCAUAUCACCUCUAAACUCUAUGUAGGUAAACGUUAGGGAAAAGCUCAAUCAUAGUUUGGUUUAAAACGAUGCUGCUGAUGACUAUGAAGAAAGCUGGAGAAUGCUGCCUGUGUUCUUCAUGUUAUCCUGGUCAUGGCUCAAGUGUGUGUUCAAAAUGGACAGAUUUUGUUUUGAUCCAAAAGCAACCCAGACAGAGCUGCAGCCUUGGAAAUGAGAGGGUAUGGAGUCACAGAUGAUCCAACUAAAAACUAAACCUGGCUACUUUAUAUAAACAAACAUGAUUAUGUUAUAUCCAUAUGAGCUCAUUUUCUACUUAUUAUUACACAUGACCUAGUGAAUAAUGCUUUAUGAAAGUAAUCCAUUAUUAAUAUUACCAGGCCUUUAAUUGCAUAUAAGAUUUUUAUUCCCAAAUGAAUUGCUUUAUUUAACAUAAUCCUACCAAAAUGAUGAAUAUAAAUUCUGAAAUACUUAUAAUUAGACAUGCAUCAUUGAAGAACAGUAUAAAUCCUCUCUCCUCUUUGCAACAAAGACCAUCCCUGAAAGUAUAGUCAUUAUUAAAAGUCAAUAUUGUAUAGGAGAUUACCUAAAUUUAAGCUUUUGUCUUUAACUGUUGAGUGCUCCUUAAAACGUAGAUGGGCUUAGUUGAAGGAUCUCUGUAGCUGUAUUGAUAAACCUUAUCGCUGUGUAUAAGACUGCUCAUUUUCAUCGACAAGUGAAUACGAAUACAGAUGUGUGAGUCAAAUGGAAAUGGGGUAAAACAAUCGCAAAAAAACUUGAGUUUCAAUGGGUGUAAGGAAUACACAUACAGAGCCAAUCGGAAAGGUGCAUGAAGCUGAAUCUGAGGCGUUCAGCCAUUUGUUCUCUUCUGAGGGGAAACUGUGUGACCUUCACUAUCAAUGAUUGACCUAAAUUAGGUCUCUUUCUAAGGAGGGAUACACUGAAGUAUUUAUGUGCGUGUAUACUGUAUACUGUCAUUCUCCAUGGACAUGUUUCAAACUAUGUGACAGAGAGAGAUUGUUAGACCAUCACCAGGUUGUUUGCAGUGAACAGAUAGCCAUGAUAAUAUAGACAAAAGAUCAUGUAUUUCUAAAGACCUGUCAUUCGCGAGACCCCCCCCCAAAAAAAGAAAAUAUGUCUAUCUAAAUAUGUUGUGUAAAUUCCUCCCAUUAUAUAGAUCACAUGACUUUCUGAAGCAAAAUGACCUGAGCUUUCUGUCUGUCUAUUGGGUGUGUUGCAACUCUACUGUGGGCUCAUUGACACUGUCCUGAGGUGAACUUUUGAAUUGUGAUUACAUUGUCGUCACACUUUGUAGCAAGUAGAAUUAUUUUCAGAAAAUAUGUGAGUAAAAAUCUAUGUAUAAUUGGGUUGUUAAUAAUAUACUUGCUAGCGUGAAAAAUAAGAAAUUGAUAUUUGAUACUGACAAUUACUUAAUUCAUUAUACAUAGUAUUGACAAAGGACAAAAUUAUUAUUUUGCCAUAUAUGAAAAAAAAGAAAAACUAGACUUUUGAAAUUAAAGAUCCUUUUCCACAUUGCAACAACAAAUUUGGAAAGAGCCGGUGUAAUUUGACCUGGUAAUAUCAACCAUCACAGAGAUGCAGACAUAGGAUAGCACCAAUUCAGCAAGGCAUAUCACAAUAAAGAGAGGACAUACUUAAUUUUACUGUUCUUGUUAAAAAUGUUUUUUUCUUAUCAGGUUUACAUUCCAUUUUGUCAGCUCUAGUCAAUUAUGUUACCAUAGUAAUAUCCAUGGAUUGUUUGAAACUGUCACUACUGCUUAUUGAUUGUUUACAGAGUUUUCUUUUUUGUAUUCAGAAGUACUUAAAUACCACUUUACUCAGAAAACAAAUGGUACAAAUCACAACCCAAAGCAGACACAUACUUACAGAAUAGUCCAUUUCAUUGUAUCUAAAUGUUUGUUUGUUUUUUCAAUACGUGUACCCACAAUUUGUGUGACUGGUUUGACUCAAACUGGAAAAAAAAUCAUAACACUGGACUGAAACCUGUUCUUACAUUCUAAGGUUUUUAAGCUUUAUCUCUUUCCAGCGCAAAUACUCCACAAAUCUAAGGUACUGCUCUAUACCAUAUCAUACGUUUGUAUUAGAUGUUGAAGUCUUUGCAAUGUACGCCUCUAAAGUUUUAGAGUGUUUUGAAGUGCCAUGAAAAGUGUUGUUGAACAAGCAUCGUCCAGUCAUUCACAGGCUCACUCACUUAUUCAGAAUGAGUAAGGGUUGAGUUAGUUCCUCUCAGAAGGGGAAGUAAAUGUAUUCGAGUAUGGCAUCUUAUACUGGCAUGGGGAACAUCCAAGCCAUCAAUGCCUCCAUGCCAGUAGAGUGCCAGGCAGUGCUGUAGGUCUAAAGGAGGGCCUGUUUGAAGACCCACUAUAGCAACAAGUGGCAUUGAAUAGGAGGGAAGGGUACAUGGGACAGGGACACUGCUCAUCAACCUUCAACAUAUCAUACAUCUGUGUUGGUCGUACUGUCUGUAGCCUAAGGUACCUAACUUGUUGUUAGGAGACUGCAGAGAGAUAUGUUAAAACAUGUUUGUUGUGUGGUAGAAGGUAUGAAUGACUGAAGGAUGCACAGAGAGCACAGGCCAGGCUGUUUCAUGUGCUUGAGAACACCUGUCGGUGUUUUAGUCAACUUAAGAGGCAGGACUAUGAAACUUCACACAUUGUUUCAUAUUUUUGUUAAUCUAUUUUCUUGCUGUAAAGGAUGGAUAUAACUUAUUUGCUGGAAAAUGUACUAGAUGUAAUAAAAUAUAAUAUAAUACUAUGGGGGAUUUAAGUCUUAACAACACAUUGAAAUUGCAGUUGGCAAUUUUGAAGUUGAUUUUGAUGGAGGAAAAA